AUGACGUCGAUGAGUGAUCUUACGCAGGAUUUGGUAGAAGAGAUAUUGUCCAAGGUUCAUACUUCUCUUGGAGCAGUGAGAGCCACUUGCAAAGGAUGGAACACUUUCUCCAAAGAUCGGAUUCUAUGUACAGGAGAACCAAAACAGCAGUUUCUGGGGUUCAUGAUGUUGGAUCGUACGCUUUGUUCGAUGAGGUUCAACCUCCAUGGAAUCCUCAACGAAGAUGGUGAAGACUUGGUUAGUAUAUCAAUGUAUCAAGUCGAGAUAUCUAACGUCUUUUACUGUGCCGGCUUAUUGUUAUGUGUCAGUGUCACAAGGGACAAGUCAUCAAACCUCGUGGUAUGGAAUCCGUAUCUAGGACAAAUCAGAUUGAUCGACCUCAAAACAGAAACAGAAUCCACGUAUGCCCUAGCCCUUGGAUAUGACAAAAACAAGAACCACAAGAUAUUGAGGGUUUUUGAUAAUGACCAGGGCUACUACGAAGUUUAUGAUUUGAAGUCUAAUUCAUGGAGAGAUUUUCGUGUCAUUCCCAACUGGGAUAUAAUGUGUCAUCGGCAGGGUGUAUCAGUAAAUGGAAAUACUUACUUUUGGACCACAGAAGAUUCCGAUGGAGAUGAAGCCCCUGAUUUCUUAAUCUGCUUUGCUUUUACAGAAGAGAGAUUUGGAAAGUUGCUUGAUCUACCGUUUCAGCCUGAUUAUGAUGAUUAUGAUUAUUUUGGAGAUAGGGGUGCUGUAUCUUGUGUUAGAGAAGAGAAAAUCGCUGCGGUAUAUCACCACUGUGAUGCAUUAUUGUCUAUAAUAGAGAUUUGGGUUACUACUAAGAUAGAGCCCAAUGCGGUGUCGUGGAUCCCCUUUUUAAAAGUUGAUUUUGAGCCACUCCUUGAUUAUGUGUUUCGUAGAAGUCACGACAGUUUCUUCAUAGACGAAGAGAAGAAACUCGCGGUGGUUUUUAGUUCAAGCAGGGACGACGUACCGAAACGCUACCAAAACGCUUACAUCAUUGGAGAAGAUAGUUACUUAAAAAAAGUGGAUCUUGGAGAAUUUAAAGCAUAUCGUAGCCCACUUGUGUGUUCUAGCUCUUAUGUUCCCAGUUUAGUGCAAAUUAACCAAACUGCAGGACCCAAAAAGAGAGAGAAUAAGAAGAAG
Molecule: messenger RNA, 1146 nt
Organism: Camelina sativa (false flax)
Lineage: Eukaryota; Viridiplantae; Streptophyta; Magnoliopsida; Brassicales; Brassicaceae
Source: RefSeq, a predicted model, not a curated record